CCCGCCCCACACACACAGGUGGAGCGGGUACUCGCACAAGCGGACUCCUGGCAGUUUGACACUUGGCGACUUCGCGACGUCACACACGGCCACCCGCUCUCGGCACUGGGAUUCUACCUCAUACAAAGAGCCGGGCUCAUUACGAAUCUUAAACUCAAACCGGCAGUGCUGGCAAGGCUGCUUCGCCACAUCGAGGCCGGCUACAACGACAACCCCUACCACAACGCCACCCACGCCGCGGACGUGCUCCAAACCCUGCACGUCAUCAUCCACGGCGCGCAGCUGCACGUGCACUACCUCGACCAGCUGGGGCUGCUGGCGGCGUACUUUGCGGCGAUCGUUCACGACUACGGGCACCCGGGCCUCACAAACGACUUCCUGGUGGCCACAUCGGACCCGCUGGCGGUCAGGUACAACGACAAGUCACCGCUGGAAAACCACCAUGCAGCGGCGGCGUUCAGCUGCAUGCGCCGCACGGGCCUAGACGUGUUGGCGCCGCUGACGACGGACCAGAAGUCCACUUUUAGAAAACAGGUCAUAGAAAUGGUGCUCGCAACGGACAUGAAGCAGCACUUUUCGUUGCUUAGCCAUUUCAGCACCGUUCACAGGCUCGCUAGCUACAACAAACCCGCUGCACGGCUGCUCAGUUUGCAGAUGGUCAUCAAGGCGGCGGAUUUGGGUCACCUGGGGGAGGGCUUUGAAGUGCACAAGCGGUGGCUCUCUAGCUUGGAGGAGGAGUUUUUUCGCCAGGGCGACAAGGAGCGGCAGCUGGGAAUCCCCAUCAGCCCCCUCUUUGACCGGGCCAAGCAGGGAGUCAGCAAGAGCCAAGUCGGGUUCUACGACUUUGUAGCGCUGCCGCUGCUGCACGCGCUGUGCAGCGCAUUCCCGGGAACUCAGCCGCUCAUGACCUGCUUCAUGGACAACUACCACCACUACACCGCAGAUUCGCAUGCGCUUGCCGAGUCUCGAAGCUUUAAGAUGCAAGCUCAGCAGACGCCCCGCCAGGCUGCGGUUGCGGUGCAGCCAUCAGGCACCUGA
Messenger RNA from Volvox carteri f. nagariensis, 1038 nucleotides. It is a transcript of the gene pde7, whose product is annotated as 3'5'-cyclic nucleotide phosphodiesterase. Gene Ontology annotation, molecular function: 3',5'-cyclic-nucleotide phosphodiesterase activity. The annotation marks the transcript as partial. The transcript has 5 exons. Gene Ontology annotation, biological process: signal transduction. The record is from RefSeq and is a predicted model, not a curated record. NCBI's taxonomy places the organism in Eukaryota, Viridiplantae, Chlorophyta, Chlorophyceae, Chlamydomonadales, Volvocaceae.